Molecule: messenger RNA, 3708 nt
Organism: Crotalus tigris (Tiger rattlesnake)
Lineage: Eukaryota; Metazoa; Chordata; Lepidosauria; Squamata; Viperidae
Gene: TBX6
Product: T-box transcription factor 6
Exons: 8
Coding region: 1984-3330 (448 amino acids)
Biological process (GO): cell fate specification; regulation of transcription by RNA polymerase II; vasculogenesis
Cellular component (GO): nucleus
Molecular function (GO): DNA-binding transcription factor activity, RNA polymerase II-specific; RNA polymerase II cis-regulatory region sequence-specific DNA binding
Source: RefSeq, a predicted model, not a curated record
UGCCUACCCCUGGCCUAGGUUUACCUAAGGGCUUACUAGCCCCUUUUCCAAAACAAUCUUCCAUCAGAAAGUCAAUGCAUAAUAGUGACAAUGCAAUAAUAAAUGAGCACAGAUCUAAUACGAGAAUUAAGUAUGUCUCCCUCACACACACACACACAAAAAAAAAACAGUGGAGCCCUCCUCCUCCACCUCUUCCCCAGAUUGUUCUAUCUGUGAUCUCAUGGCAACCAUCCACUAUGCUCACUGACUCUGCAGAGUUCAGCCACCAUUUUUUUAAAACAGGAGGACCUAGCAAUAUUUUUGUGGUUCCAACAAACUAAGGUUUUGAUCAGAUGAUGUGCGUUGAUCAUGUCACUAAUGCAAAACUUUCUGUCUCACACCUAAACCCCAUUUUUGUGCACAACUAUUAAAGGUAAUGUGUCUUUUCAGUCAAACUUCUGCCCAAAGUCUCUGUAAACGAGAUGGGCAGCCAAUAAAAAAUAAAAUAAAAUAAUAAAAUAAAAUAAUAAAAUAUAAUAAAAUAAAAAAUAAAAUAAAUAUCACUGAAUUUUUGUGGCAAUGCCACUGCCUUUAUUUUUUUUUCAAUUUCACAGUCCAUCCUAUUCUAACCAUCUUCAGUCCUGCUUCAUUUUUGAGAUCAGUCAAGGCCACCUGGGUCCUGCCAUAACUUUCAGCUUAUUAUUAUUGCCUUCACCUCUUAUAUUUAAUAUGUCUCUUGAUCUCCACUUUAAUUAUCUCCCUUCCUUCUUUAUAUGUACUAGGAAAAACACGCACAUAUUGUAAUAAGCAUCUUAGUCUUAAGAUACCAGAAGCUUCUGUUGUUUUCCUGCAACAUAGAAAUUUAAGUCAGCCUAUUUUAAUCUGGGUGUGGAUUCUGGAGGUUUAUUCUCAACAGGAGAUCUUUGGCAGAAAAAUAACAUUUUGUAGUUCCCUCUAAUAUACCUCCCUCAACAGCAAUUCUCGUGACCCAUUAGAACUACAUUUCAAAAAACUGUCAUCAAAUGACCCUUCAAAAAUCUGAAGUAUGGUCCUGUCACCGUACCCAUAGCUGAGAAGAUCUCACUUGCCUCUCCCAGGAUCUGGCAGUCUUUUGCAGCUGUCCUGCCCAGCUGUGAAAACAUCUGGAUGAUAAAUGACUCUGGCAACUCCCCCUCCCUUCACUCACUUGUAAACCAAGGAUCCCAUAGGUCAGGAUCAAUCAGGAAACUUUGGAGUCAGGGUGUUAAUUAGGCAAUUAGGAGGAUUCAAGGGGUGGGCGCAGAAAGAGAUUCAGCUACCACUCUUAAUGAAGUCUGAGAUGGAGUUGAGAAGCUGGACUUAAGUGGGAGAAGAUCUGGCUGGGCAGCUCUGGUUCUGAAGGAGGAGCAGGCAGAGACUGUGGAAGGCUGCUGAGCCUAGAAACAACCUCCCAAAAGAGGGAAGAGGGCUGAUAGAACAGGGGAAGCAGAAGGAGAAAACAGACCUUGGGAAGUAGAGGGAUCUUGACAGAAAUAGCUGGAAGGUGUGUAAAGAUGGGACAUCCCAAGGCUGAGCCUACGUCUGCUACUUCUUUCCUGCAGCUCCCCUGCUACCAGCCCCAAACCCCUCCCCUCCUGAGGUGUGAAUGUGCCAUUUGGGGUCUCACUUCAAAGAGCCUUGGCGGAAUCAUAAAUACAAGCCCCCAACCAGGGGCGCUUCAGGGAAAGAGAGGAUUUGGAGGGGGACACAUCCCAGACUUGCUUCAGGAGACCAAGCCAAGGAGAUCUGGCUCCCAGCUCCUUAAACAGCUCCUUCCUUUCUGCCUCUGAGCCCUCCCUUCCUUCUCUCCCCAAAUCACAUCCAACUUUGCUCCCCAAACCAACUUUCCAGCCUCUAGGCCUUCUCCUCUACCCCCAUCCUCAAGGCAGGAGCUCUGGCUUCCAGCCUCACCUGUUCCCAUCCACAGGACCCCCACUCCCUUCCCAGGGAAGCCAGUCCUGCCCUCCAGGCUUCUGCCCAUCCCUCAUGUAUCACCCAUCAGAGAUGUUCCCCCAAUAUGGGAGCUCCUAUGCUCUGCGACCACCACCCCCUCCUGGAGCUGCCUAUCCCCAGAGUCAGGCACCCCAAUAUGAAGCCUUCAGAUACUCAGAGCUGGAAGCUGCUCCCAAAUUGGAAGGCUUCUUCCCAGGUUUGGACCCUCCUGGGUGCCUCCUGCCCCCAACCCCUGGCCUCCCUUAUGGAUCAUCUCAGGCACUCCCAUCAGGCCCCCCAACAACUUCACAGCUACCCCCUGGAGUACGGAUGAGCCUGGAGAACAGCGAGCUCUGGAAGCGGUUCAGCGGCAUUGGCACCGAGAUGAUCAUCACCAAAGCAGGCAGGCGGAUGUUUCCACAGCUAAAAGUUGCAGUCACUGGCUUGGAUUCUGAAGCUAAAUACCUACUGCUGGUGGAUGUUGUCCCAGUAGGAGGCUCCCGCUACAAGUGGCAUGGCAAAAAGUGGGAAGCCAGUGGCAAAGCAGAAUUACCACCUCCAGACCGGGUUUACAUCCAUCCUGAUUCACCUGCAUCAGGUGCCCACUGGAUGCGCCAACCUGUAUCCUUCCAUCGGCUCAAGCUCACCAAUAAUACCCUGGAUCCUCAUGGACAUUUGAUCGUUCAUUCCAUGCAUCGUUACCAGCCCCGAGUACAUGUGGUGGGAGCUGGAGGGCGCCGCGGAGCAGGGGGUGGCUGUGCUUCCUUCACCUUUCCUGAGACGCAGUUUCUGACUGUCACAGCUUACCAGAACCCACAGAUCACUCAGAUGAAGAUAGAGAGCAAUCCUUUUGCAAAGGGCUUCCGAGAAAAUGGCAUGAACAGCAAAAGGGAGCGUGAGGCACGAAUCAAAAGGAAGAUGAAGAUCAGUGAAUGCGAAGCAAACCAGGGAGAAAGUGAGAGCAAAAAGGGUCCUUGCGACUCCACCCUGACGGAAGAGGGGCCUCUGGAACAACAGCCACCCCCUGCACUUCCACAGCCUUCCUGUUCCUUCUACCCCCCUGCAGGAAUUAAUCUCAAUGGGGCUGAGGCUUAUGUACAGCAUCCAGCUGCUUUUCAUGGUUUAAGGGGGCCAUCCUCACCUUAUGGCAGCCCAAGCCAAGAAAUAGCAGUUCUUCCAUCUUCUCCCCUUACCAAGUCUCCUCCUGAGCAAGCCGAUUACAGACCAAUGCUCCCAGCGAGCUGGGCCAGCCUGGAUGUGGUUCCUUUCCUUGGAAGUGCAGAACCACCAGAAGCUUCCUCAUUCUCUCCUUUCAAGUUCAGUUUUGCACCCUACCCGCCUCCACCUCGUGUCUAUGGACCUCCCUCUGGCUAUCCUGGCUCACAGCCAUCAAUGCUUUAACCCCUGCACAACCUGGAUACCUGUAUUUUAUUUGCUUCUGCUUGCAAAGUUUCAUGGUGUUUUCCUCUUCCAUUUAAGGAAGUAGAGCUUGUUUAUAUCUGCAUAGUUUAUAAUUAAAUCCCACAAAGGCUGCAACAGACUGUACAUUUUGAAGUUGAGACACUCACAAUCAAACUUCCUUUUUCAAUUACUUCCCAAGUAGAAAAUUUCUCUUCAAUUUCCUGACAUACACACACAUACACAUACACACACACACACACACACAUAUAUAUGAGAGAUCCUAUUUGGCUUGAUGAGAGAAUGCAAAUUCUCUUAUUUUCCUCUGCAACUAUAGUGAAUGUAUUAAAAUUAUCCUCCUUUCUCAGCCACUACCAAAUU